Molecule: messenger RNA, 1980 nt
Organism: Zophobas morio
Lineage: Eukaryota; Metazoa; Arthropoda; Insecta; Coleoptera; Tenebrionidae
Product: proton-coupled zinc antiporter SLC30A2-like
Exons: 6
Coding region: 459-1691 (410 amino acids)
Biological process (GO): zinc ion transmembrane transport; response to zinc ion
Cellular component (GO): plasma membrane
Molecular function (GO): zinc ion transmembrane transporter activity
Source: RefSeq, a predicted model, not a curated record
UAAAUCACGAUGUCAACGUUGUAAGCAGUGGUUAUAAGUCAGAGUGAGAAGUGCUGACAAUGUGCCGAAGAUAGAAACUUAUGAUCAACGUUCAUACUGUUAAAUAGAUACAUUAUCAAGUUAGUGAUGGUACUUAUUAUCACUGUUUUAACAUUACAAAAAAUUUGCAUUGUGUAAAUGUGGGUGUUUAAAUUUUAAACGUAAUUCAAGCAGUGAGACAUAAUCGUUAAAAAAUAAUUACACUCUUUCAAACAAACCGUAAAUGCGUUGUAAUGUUUUUAGGGCACAUUGGUUAAGUUCAAAUUGUAGGUUACUAAAUGUUUAUAAUAGAAUUUCCAGAAUAAAAUGACUAUUUGUAAACAGUCAUGAAAUCAUGCUAAUGUGGCAAUCAGUUAGUUUCUUUAAAGUGAAAAUUAGCAAGUGCUUUUUAUUAUUAUUUUGUCAUCAUUUUCUGUUAUAUGGCAACAUUUUGUGAUCAUGUGGAUGAAAAUGAAAUCUUGUUGAACGCAGAAAAAAAUAUUCCCAAAAAAUGUAUCACCUGUAGAAAACAAGAUGAUCACUUGAUUAGUAGUGACACCCACAAUAAUCAUUUACUAUCUGUAGGCACUUCAGUUACAAAUGUGAGUGAUCUUGGUGUAGCAAUUGUGUCUGAAAUGGAUGAUCACAUUGAUGUUCUUGAAGAUUCACCUCUCCUAAUUAAUGAAUGUUAUCAAUCUACUGAUGAAUUUCAUUGCCACAGUAUUUUGAUCCAUAAUGAUGAUAAUAGAGCUUGGAGAAAAUUGUUAAUUGCCUCAGUGUUAUGCUUUUUAUUUAUGGUUACUGAACUAAUUGGUGGUGUUAUUGCUGGUAGUCUUGCAAUAAUGACCGAUGCAGCCCAUCUUUUUUCAGAUUUUGUUGGUUUUUUAAUAUCCCUUUUAUCAAUUUGGAUUGCCUGCAAGGCACCCACCAAAAAUAUGACUUUUGGUUAUCAUAGAGCUGAAGUACUUGGUGCUUUUUUGAGUGUCUUAACUGUAUGGUUGCUAGCUGGCGUUUUUGCGGUUCUUGCAAUAAACAGAAUUUGGAAAAAAGAAUAUGAUAUUGAUGCAGAUACAAUGAUACUUGUAGCUUCAUUAGGCCUUAUUGUAAAUAUUUUGAUGGGAGCUGUUCUUUAUGGUUUUUGUCAUAACCACAGUCAUGGUCUGAAUCAGACUACUCAAGUGGAUCAGAGUAGUUCAAAUAUAAAUGUAAGAGCAGCCGCUGCUCAUGUUUUAGGUGAUCUAUUGCAAAGUUCUGGUGUAUUAAUAGCAGCAAUAAUUAUUAAAGUUUUUCCAAAUGCUAAAUUAGCAGAUCCAAUUUGCACACUAUUAUUUUCUGCUGUGGUAAUUUGCACAACUGCCAAAGUUGCAAAAGACUCCAUUUGGUUGCUACUAGAGGGUAGUCCAAAAAACACUGAAGAUUUAGCAUUUGAAUUACAAAGGAUUUCAAAUGUUAGGCAUCUUCAUAACUUGCAUAUCUGGACACUUUCUCCUGGACGAGAUGCAGUGUCUGUUCAUUUAUGUGUUGAUAAAUACUGUGAUCGAGACCUAAUUCUUAAGAAAGCUACUUCUCUUAUUAAGAGCAAAUUAAAUGUGAUAAGUUGUACAAUUCAGAUUGAAACAUACAGUUCAGAAUUAAUUAAUUCCUGCAAAUACUGUCAGGCUGUUCCUUGUUGAUGGAUUUAGGAUUGGUGUUGAACUAAAAGUUUUGAUGCUGUCAAUAUCAAUAUAAAAUUUUACAGUUUCUUAUAAAGUUACAAAGACUGUACAUAAUAAAUAGGUUCUGGAAGAAGAAACAUUUGCCUUUUGAAAUUUCUAAUGUUCCGUGUAUAGCACUUUUCACUUCAGGCAAGAUAAUUCAUGUUAAAGCAGAUAAUGCAGUUUAAUUGUAAGAUGUUUUAUUGCAAGUGUUUCUACUUAAACUGUAACAGUUUUAUAAUACUGAAAUAAAUUUACACAAUUUCCA